This is a messenger RNA of Auanema sp. JU1783, 1584 nucleotides long. The record is from the annotation of a GenBank genome assembly. Lineage: Eukaryota; Metazoa; Nematoda; Chromadorea; Rhabditida; Rhabditidae.
AUGUGGCUACCAACUUCUGCUAUCUAUCUGGCUAUCGCCUGUCUUGUUGCACAAGCAGAAGCUGCCGCAGAAACAUGUGAACACGGAACAGGAUUUCUCGUUAUGGAGAAUACGGUAUUAGAUUCUGUUAACUCUAUCACAUAUGAAGACUUAACCGAAGAUGAAUGUGUCAAAGUGUGCUCUGAUAACAGAGAUAAAUUUGGUCGUGAAGUUGCGUGCUCAUCAACACAUUACAAUCAUGCCACCUUCGCAUGUACUAUUUAUACCGAAAAAUCAUCCCCCGCUGGUACUGCUCAAAGAGCUGUCACAACUGGUAGCAAAUACUUUGAGAAAUUCUGUUUUGAAGAAAAGACUUCACUUGCUUGUCAAAAUGGAAUGUUCAUCCGUAUUGACGACUAUGUACUUGCUGGUUUUGCUAUUGAGGUUUCUCUCCAUGAUACAAUUGAGGGAUGUGUUACUCAUUGUGUUUCUAACAGCACAUGCAAGUCUGCCAUGUAUUUCUAUGAAGAGAAAGAAUGUAUCAUCAAUACUGAGACAGCCUUGUCUUAUCCAGAUAGCUUCCGCAAAGAAGAAAAUGACAAAGUCAUCUAUUUCCAAAACUCAUGCACAGAUAAUGUGAGACAAGAAGAAUCUUUCAAUGGACAAAUUGAUGCUGACACAGUUUUAUCAAAUGAAACACCAGAAGGAUCCGGAUUCGAGAGUGAAGAAGACGAAUCAUUUGAAGUAAGCAAUGAAAAAGAAAGAGAAGGAGAAGGAGAAGAUGAGAUUGAAAACGAAGACGUCACCUUAUCAGACAGAGAUCAACUUGAAAGUGAAAUCGCUGAAGUUUUCGAGACCACACAAAAAACCAUUGAAGAGAACCAAGAAACAACUGGAAAUCUUGUUAACGAAGACGUUGACGAAUCCGUCGAAACCAGUGACAGCUCUUUCGAACCUGAAUCUGAACUUGUCGAACGUCCAAAGAAGAAGUAUGCUGUUGAAAACGCUAUUCGUAUCAAGUACAGAAAGCACCCAAAGAGCUUUGCUGCCCAAACCGAGCAGUUCUCUAACGAAAUCAUCGAGAAGAAAUUAAAGAAGAACAGCCUUAAGGGUAAGGAAAAGAAACCAAUCGAAACUUUCGUAGAACCAAUCAGCGCCGAAUUAGAGAAAAUCGAAGAGCCAGUAUCAUACUUCACCGAGUGGUCUGAUUGGACUAUGUGUACCAAGAUGGGAGAACGCCAAUUGCGUCGUAGACAAUGUACUAACUUGAAGAAAUGCGUCGGACCUCUCAUGGAGUUCCGCAGUUGCGAACAAGUAACUGUUCCAGAAAAGAAAGAAGUUAACAAGCCAAUUCAAUCAGUCAGAAGCCUGGUAGGAGUCGGAUCAAACCAGUUCGUUGAUUCUCAUCCAAUUGCUGAAGUCAUUGAGAACCCCAACGGAACCAACAGUUUCUGGGGACCAUGGUUAGGACAAUGCCAGGAAUUCGCCUCUGCUCAACCUUGUAACAAUGGUAAGAUGAUUGGAUUUGAAUCUCGCGAAUGUAUCGCCGAAGAUCCCGCUCAAUGUGUUGGACCUUUCUUCCGUUAUUGUAAUAUUAUGUGUUAA